AAAUGCAUUUACCACAUUGGCACAGAAUAUCUCAAAUGAUUGCCCUACGGAAAUAAUCCCCGAAAAAAAGAAACGCUAAAAACAAAUAUGAACAUUUUCGUAAAUGCCAUCAGCGGAAAACUCCGAUAACAAAGCCGUGUGAAAAGCGCCGAGUGAAAGCUGUAAAGCAAACAAACCUCGAGGCGGUCGAAAAAACUAGAGCGACAGAGGGGCGGCUAAAAGCGAGGAACCAGAUCCGGGAGGAUGCACUUUGGCCAGGAGACGAGGCCAUCCUUGGGGCUCCUGGCUGUGGCUGAGUCGACCGCAACGGCAAGUUGAUGUUGCCCCCGUCCUGGCAUCUAAUUGGGGCCCUCCUCGUGCUCGUGGCAACAGCGGGGGACUCCACCAACAAGAUCAUCCUGCCGCAGAUACUCAACGGCAGCGGGGUCGGAGGCGGAGGCAUCGCCGGGGGCAAGCAUCCGUCCGGCUCCAAGACAGUGUUGGCGGGUUUCGGUGGUCCGGGAGCGGGAACGGGAACAGGAGCAGGAGCAGGAGCUGGCGGAGGAGCUGUGGUUGGCAGCGGCACCGCUAACACGGUGGUCGGAAGCAAUGGCGUGAUUGUUGCCGGCGGCGUGGCCAAUGUGCCGACCUCGAAUUUAAACACUGUUGUCGAAGAACCCGAAUUUACCGAAUACAUCGAAAAUGUAACUGUACCUGCUGGACGUAACGUUAAACUGGGAUGCUCCGUUAAAAAUCUGGGAUCUUACAAGGUCGCCUGGAUGCACUUUGAGCAAUCCGCCAUUUUGACCGUUCACAAUCACGUGAUCACGCGCAAUCCUCGCAUUAGUGUCACGCACGACAAGCACGACCGCCAUCGCACCUGGUAUCUUCAUAUAAACAACGUGCACGAGGAGGACAGGGGGAGGUAUAUGUGCCAGAUCAACACGGUGACGGCCAAAACGCAGUUUGGCUACCUCAACGUAGUGGUUCCCCCGAACAUUGACGAUUCGCUGAGCUCCAGCGAUGUGAUUGUCCGGGAGGGCGCCAACAUAUCGCUGAGGUGUCGGGCCAGUGGCAGUCCUCGCCCCAUUAUCAAAUGGAAACGGGAUGAUAACUCCCGCAUAGCCAUCAAUAAGAAUCACAUAGUGAACGAGUGGGAGGGCGACACCCUGGAGAUCACUCGCAUCUCGCGUCUGGACAUGGGCGCCUAUCUGUGCAUCGCCUCCAACGGAGUGCCCCCCACGGUUUCCAAGCGCAUCAAAGUCAGUGUGGACUUUCCUCCAAUGCUGUUGAUACCCCAUCAAUUGGUUGGCGCUCCAGAAGGUUUCAAUGUUACCAUCGAAUGCUUCACUGAGGCACAUCCCACAUCCCUCAACUAUUGGACACGUGGCGAGGGACCAAUUAUUCACGAUUCGCACAAGUACAAAGUUGAAGCAAGCAUCGGGCUGCCAGCGUACAAGACCCAUAUGAAGUUGACCAUCAUCAAUGUGGGUAGUGGCGAUGAUGGCAUCUACAAAUGUGUGGCCAAGAAUCCCAGAGGCGAAACGGAUGGCAUUAUUCGGCUGUAUGUCUCCUAUCCGCCAACGACUGCCUCAUCGGGUCUGUAUUCCACGGAUUCGCAUUGGGGAGAGAAUGGGAUCAAUAACAACUAUGCAUAUGGAGGAUCCGACUCCACGAGGUCCAUCUAUGGACAGGAUAAAAAUAAGACCCAGAACCCGCUGCUGGCCACCGGCAAUGGCAACGAGGCGGAUGCGGAAUCCAGCGGUGGCCACAAUCCCUCCGUGGACAUUGCGUGGCUGCUGCUCCUCGUCAUCAUCCCGACACUAUUGUUAACACUCCGAACUGCCAUCGGUUCUAGCCCUAGAGUAAGUCUGUGUUAGUUAAAGCAAAUCUAGCCUAGAGUUUACACACCUACACUUCACCUACAUAAGGCUUUUGCGGUACAGUUAGCGAUUAAAUAUAACGAAAUUAUAUACAUACAUGUACUCGAAUAGUCCCUAGUGAAACAGACCCUGAUUACGAUCCGCCCUUCCCCCAUAUAUAUAUAGAACACGAACGUAUAUAUAUAUAUAUGAGACACCAUAUGUAUAUCCAUCAAUCACGACCCUGAUCGGGAAUCUAUAUAGUACACUCAUAACCACAGCUAUGUAUAGGAGUUAAGACAAAAAAAAACCAACCAAAGGGUAAAUGCAAUUUCGUUUUGCUUUCAAUGCUGUGCUUCAAAACUGAGAAAGUUUCAUAGUUAAAUCACAUAGUACACGACACGAUCUAAGUAUAAAUAUAUAUAUAAAUACACAUCUAUCUAUAUAAUCGUGCGUCAAACGCUGCUGACACCCACAAAACAUGCAUAUAAUAUGGCAAACACCCAAUUAAAUAUUUAUUCAGAUAGACGCCUUAAGGAUUGCAAGUUAAAUGCAAAAUAAAAUAGGUAACUAAGCCCGCACACAUAUCGAGUAUGGAAAUCGAAGUACUUAGAAUACGAAAUUACCUUUACCGUUUAUAUUUUUUGUAGAUAUAGGUCAGUUGAGUUCAAGUUGAGGACAUUUUGCAACAUUUGGAUUCAUUUUAAAGUUACAAUUUAAGUGAACGAUAGCUUUGAAGGCAGAAUAAAUGAAAUGGUAAAAGAAAUAA
Drosophila serrata is the source of this 2610-nucleotide messenger RNA. RefSeq names its product Dpr-interacting protein zeta (gene DIP-zeta). The record is from RefSeq and is a predicted model, not a curated record. Gene Ontology annotation, cellular component: neuron projection. NCBI's taxonomy places the organism in Eukaryota, Metazoa, Arthropoda, Insecta, Diptera, Drosophilidae.